This is a messenger RNA of Hippocampus zosterae (dwarf seahorse), 2694 nucleotides long. RefSeq names its product FYN binding protein b (gene fyb1b). The record is from RefSeq and is a predicted model, not a curated record. The transcript is spliced from 19 exons. Gene Ontology annotation, molecular function: protein binding. Bases 29 to 2386 code for a protein of 785 amino acids. Lineage: Eukaryota; Metazoa; Chordata; Actinopteri; Syngnathiformes; Syngnathidae. Gene Ontology annotation, biological process: protein localization to plasma membrane; T cell receptor signaling pathway; integrin-mediated signaling pathway. Gene Ontology annotation, cellular component: plasma membrane.
AAGUAACCCACAGCAGUUCACACACUCAAUGCUUCAUAUCGCUCUCUCUCUCUCUCACGGUCAGGUACACAAACUCACACACGUACGCACGCACCGCAUAGCUACUUCGUCAGACCAAGCCGAGGCCAGCGGGACUGUUCUCAACAUGGAAAACAAGGCUGACGUCAAGGCCAUCAUGGCUCGUUUUCAAGCCAACGCCGGGGCCGCCGAGGAGAGCUCCUCGCCGUCGCCGAGACACAAAGCGCCCCUCAACGUCACCCUCUCAUCUGGUCCCGCCGUCCCGUCCAAGAAACCCAUUUUGGAGAGUCUCUCGGACGGUAAUUUAAUUCUACCGCCCAAACCCUCGUCCUACCUUCAAAGCACAAUAAAAAGUGACGCCGAGGUGCCGGGAGCAAACAAAACUAAAGCGGCGAGCAGAUUUAACAACACCCUCGGUGAAAUGACGGAUAAAAAAGCCGCGUUUGAGAGAGGCCAGACAGCUCUGAAGUCUCGUGAAGUGCAAAGCCCCGUGCUGAAGCCCACCCCCCUAAAACCUCCUCUCGGCACGAGCCUUUCAAACCCCAAACCCCGCGGUCCGAAGCCACCUCCGGCGGGAUCCAAACCAAGUUGGGUGAAAGAAGCGAGCGGCGGAGGCUCGCCGACCGAGCCCGCCCCGCCCAAAGUGCCCCCGUUGCACCGAAAACCCAACAGCAGCAUCGUCAAGUUACGGCAACAGAACGAGCCAGACGCAGAUAAAGCGUCGCCUCCGUCAAACUUCCUGGCGGCCAAAGAGGCUUUCAACAAGCAGAAAAACAAAUCCGAGUCGGACAUCAGCGCGGAGGCGGACGCCAGACCGCCCAUCAGCGCCAACCCUGCCGUCCCCCCUCCCAAACCCCCGGCCAGUAAAAAGCCCAGCUUGAGAAUUCCGCCCAACGCCUCAAUCCAGAACACCGACGAUGAUGUUUCCCCUUCGGAACCGAAACGCAAGCCGCUUCCAAAGACGCUCACUUUGGGCCCUGCGCCCCCCAAACCCAAACGACCGCCCAAAGUAGACCUGGAAGACUUCAGAAGAGCUGCGGGGAUUUUUCACGGAAAUAACACUUCCAACAAAACAGUUCAGCCAACCGGCUCAGCCUCCGGUAACCUUGGCGCAAACCGGCCUCAGCCGCCUCGAAGUGCACUUCCAAGUCUGCCCCCGCGACCUUCGGGAACCAUCGUGCACCAGGAAGAAUCCUACGACGAUGUCGACGCGGUCAAGAUCAGCUCUUCACUUCCUCCUCCUCUACCGCCAUCUGCAGGUCAUCCAAGCCUGAAGCCAAAGGAGGAAGAACAGGACGACGACAGCGGUGAUAUGUACGAGCCUCUUGACGAUGCGUGGGACGAACACGAGAAAAGGAAAGAGAAAGAGGAGAAACGACAACUGGAGGCCGAGAAGAAGGAGCAGAAGGGGCGAGAGAAGAAAGAACAAGAGGCCAGAAAGAAAUUCAAGCUGGUGGGCCCCGUGGAAGCGAUACAUCAGGGCAAAGCUCGCGGGGACUGCAAAGGCAGUAGGACGGAGCUGGCGCUCAAGCGAGGCGACUGCCUGGAUAUCAUUCGAGUUCAAGGCAACCCGGAGGGAAAAUGGUUGGGACGAAAACAAGACGGAUCCAUUGGCUACGUGAAGACGACGUCGGUGGAGAUCGACUUCAACACUCUGAAGACGCAACAGGCUCAGCAGGGUGCCAGGUUUGACGUCUACGAUGACGUGGACGUGGCUUCGUCGGACAGCAGUGGAAUCAGUGGACAAGGAGUGUUUUUACCGCCUCCCCCAGUAGAGGAUGACGAACUCUAUAAUGACGUCAUCGAUCCGGAUUUGGAUGUGAGUCAUCAACGGCCCAGGUUGUCCGUUCCAAAGUCGCUGGGCCUCCUGAAGAUUUUUGAGCGAAACAGACGUCCAGUCAGCACUAAAGUACUUCCUCCACCCAGCCAGUUUACGGCCGAGGACAAUGCAGUUGACGACGAGCUCUACUACGACGUCGACGCCCAAAUCCAGCCGCCUCCGCCACCCAUCAGCAGCAUUCCGUCCACGAGAGGCAGAGGCAAGGCGGAAGAGACUGACCCGAAAAAGACAAAGAAGCUUGAGAAAGAAGAGAAAGACUUCAGGAAAAAGUUCAAAUAUGACGGUGAAAUCCAGGUCCUGUAUCAGGUGACCGUUAGCCCCACUGCGGUGAACAAAAAGUGGGGCAUCAAAGAGCUGGCGGUCAAAGCCGGGGAGAAACUUGACGUGAUCGUCAAGCCCACCGACAACAAAAUGAUCUGUCGCAACGAGGAGGGCAAGUUUGGUUACGUUUCAAUGUGUCAUAUUUGCAUGGACGACGGCGACAUUUAUGACGAUAUCGGCGAUGAGUGCAUCUAUGACAAUGAAUGAAGAAGACUGCAUCCUGUGUACAUACCAAGUUAUUUAAAUUGUGUUUUGGAAAUCGGCGCUUGGCCUUUUGGCAACAUUUUUCAAAAUAUAAAACACAGCAGUAUUUACACCUUUUCCAUUUUGUUUUCAAAUGUUCUCAGCUUUGUGCACACAUAACGCUUAGGCAACCUUCCCUGUAAAAUACCUUUAUACGUUUAAAUGUGUUAUGGACUCUAAAAUAAUGUAUAUAGACUCAUGUGACAUGUGUAAUCAUGUAAAAGUCAGUUUUUUCCCCCCCUGUUUAAUAAAUAUGUUUACAAAAAAAGCUA